Molecule: messenger RNA, 8471 nt
Organism: Sorex fumeus (smoky shrew)
Lineage: Eukaryota; Metazoa; Chordata; Mammalia; Eulipotyphla; Soricidae
Gene: TENM4
Product: teneurin transmembrane protein 4
Exons: 29
Coding region: 6-8381 (2791 amino acids)
Biological process (GO): heterophilic cell-cell adhesion; signal transduction; neuron development
Cellular component (GO): neuron projection; membrane
Molecular function (GO): protein homodimerization activity; protein heterodimerization activity; cell adhesion molecule binding
Source: RefSeq, a predicted model, not a curated record
CCAGCAUGGACGUCAAGGAGAGGAAGCCCUACCGCUCGCUGACCAGGCGCCGAGAUGCCGCCGAGCGCCGCCACACGGGCUCGUCAGCUGACAGCGAGGAGGGCAAGGCCCCGCACAAGUCCUACAGCUCCAGCGAGACGCUCAAGGCCUACGACCAGGACGCACGUCUGGCCUACGGCGGCGGCGGGCGUGUGCCCGAGUUGGUGCCACAUGAGGCCGAGUUUGGCCGUGCAGGAGCCAACUUCAGCCUGCGGGAGCUGGGGCUGGGCGAGGUGACGCCCCCCCACGGGAGCCUAUACAGAACCGACGUGGGCCUCCCCCACUGCGGCUAUGCCCUGGGCGCCAGCCCCGACGCCGAGCUGUCCCCCGAGCACCCUGCCCGCCUGUGGGGCCGCAGCAUGCGGUCGGGACGCAGCUCCUGCCUGUCCAGCCGGGCCAACUCCAACCUCACGCUGACCGACACGGAGCACGAGAACACGGAGACCGGUGCGCCCUUGCAGGGUUCCUCCGCGUCGUCCACCCCCGUCGAGCCGUCCCCCUCCCCGCCCCCCUCCCCGCCGGCCAAUGAGAGCCGGAGGCGGUUGCUAGGCAGCGCCGUGGCCCCGCCCGCCGCGGACUCGGACUCUGAGGACGAGUUUGUCCCUAAUUCAUUCUUAGUUCCAAGUGGCUCCGCCAGCCCCGGGGGCGCGGCGAACGAUCACCCCGGCGGCCUACAGAACCACCCCCGGCUCCGGACACCGCCUCUCCCGCACGCGCACACCCCCAGCCAGCACCACGCAGCCUCCGUCAGCUCCCUGAACCGGGGCAACUUCACGCCCAGGAGCAACCCCAGCCCAGCACCCACUGACCACUCGCUGUCCGCAGAGCCCCCCGCCAGCGCCGUGCAGGAGCCGGCCCACGCCCAGGACAACUGGCUACUCAACAGUAACAUCCCCCUGGAGACCAGGCAUUUCCUCUUCAAGCCGGGGGGCACCUCGCCACUCUUCUGUACCACGUCGCCCGGGUACCCCCUGACCUCCAGCACCGUGUAUUCCCCCCCGCCCCGGCCCCUGCCCCGCAGCACCUUCUCGCGGCCGGCCUUCAGCCUCAAGAAGCCAUCCAAGUACUGCAACUGGAAGUGCGCGGCCCUGAGCGCCAUUGUCAUCUCAGCCAGCCUGCUCGUCCUGCUGGCCUACUUCGUGGCCAUGCACCUGCUUGCCCUGAACUGGCACCUGCAGCCGAUGGAGGGGCAGAUGUAUGAGAUCACGGAGGACACAGCCAGCAGUUGGCCUGUGCCAACGGACGUUUCCCUGUAUCCCUCAGGGGGCACUGGCUUAGAGAGCCCUGACAGGCCAGGCAAAGGAACGGCAGAAGGAAAGCCCAGUAGUUUUUUUCCAGAGGACAGUUUUAUAGACUCCGGAGAGAUCGACGUGGGGAGACGGGCUUCCCAGAAGAUUCCUCCCGGCACCUUCUGGAGAUCUCAGGUCUUCAUCGACCACCCCGUGCACCUGAAAUUCAACGUGUCUCUAGGAAAGGCUGCUCUCGUCGGCAUAUAUGGCCGGAAGGGCCUCCCUCCCUCACAUACACAGUUUGACUUUGUGGAACUGCUGGACGGAAGGAGACUGCUGAGCCCAGAGGCCCGAAGCCUGGAGGGGCCCCAGCGCCAGUCCCGGGGAGUCACGCCCCCUUCGAGCCACGAGACCGGCUUUAUCCAGUAUUUAGAUUCGGGGACCUGGCACCUGGCAUUUUACAAUGAUGGGAAGGAGUCUGAAGUGGUUUCCUUUCUCACCACCGCCAUCGAGUCAGUGGACAACUGCCCCAGCAACUGCUACGGCAAUGGCGACUGCAUCUCCGGGACCUGUCACUGCUUCCUCGGCUUCCUGGGCCCUGACUGUGGCAGAGCCUCCUGCCCCGUGCUCUGCAGUGGAAACGGCCAGUACGUAAAGGGCCGGUGUCUGUGCCACAGUGGCUGGAAGGGUGCCGAGUGUGACGUGCCCACCAGCCAGUGCAUCGACGUGGCCUGCAGCCACCACGGCACCUGCAUCGUGGGGACCUGCAUCUGCAACCCGGGCUACAAGGGCGAGAGCUGCGAGGAAGUGGACUGCAUGGACCCCACAUGCUCAGGCCGCGGUGUCUGCGUGCGAGGCGAGUGCCACUGCUCCGUGGGCUGGGGAGGCGCCAACUGCGAGACCCCCAGAGCCACGUGCCUGGACCAGUGCUCAGGCCACGGAACCUUCCUCCCAGACACGGGGCUGUGCAGCUGCGACCCCAGCUGGACCGGCCAUGACUGUUCCAUCGAGAUCUGUGCUGCCGACUGUGGGGGCCACGGCGUCUGCGUGGGGGGCACCUGCCGCUGUGAAGACGGCUGGAUGGGGGCGGCCUGUGACCAACGGGCCUGUCACCCGCGCUGCGCUGAGCACGGAACAUGCCGGGACGGCAAGUGUGAGUGCAGCCCAGGCUGGAACGGCGAGCACUGCACCAUCGAGGGCUGUCCUGGCUUGUGCAACGGGAACGGCCGGUGUACCUUGGACCUGAACGGGUGGCACUGCGUCUGCCAGCUGGGCUGGCGAGGAGCUGGCUGUGACACGUCCAUGGAGACAGCCUGUGGUGACAGCAAAGACAACGAUGGAGAUGGCUUGACGGACUGCUUGGACCCAGACUGCUGCCUGCAGCCCCUCUGCCACACCAGUCCACUGUGCCUCGGUUCCCCCGACCCGCUGGACAUCAUCCAGGAGAGCCAGGCCCCCGCGUCGCAGCAGAGCCUGUAUCCCUUCUACAACCGCAUCAGGUUCCUGGUGGGCAGGGACAGCACGCACGUCACCCCUGAGGAGAACCCCUUCGACGGAGGGCACGCAUGUGUCAUUCGCGGUCAAGUGAUGACCUCGGACGGGACGCCGCUGGUGGGGGUCAACAUCAGCUUCGUCAAUAACCCCCUCUUCGGAUACACCAUCAGCCGGCAGGAUGGCAGCUUCGACCUGGUCACCAACGGCGGCAUCUCCAUCAGCCUGCGCUUCGAGCGGGCGCCCUUCCUCACCCAGGAGCACACGCUCUGGCUGCCGUGGGACCGCUUCUUCGUCAUGGAGACCAUCGUCAUGCGGCACGAGGAGAACGACAUUCCCAGCUGCGACCUGAGCAACUUCGCCCGCCCCAACCCCAUCGUGGCCCCGUCCCCCCUGACGUCCUUCGCCAGCUCCUGUGCAGAGAAAGGCCCCAUUGUUCCGGAAAUCCAGGCACUGCAGGAGGAAAUCGCCAUUUCUGGCUGCAAGAUGAAGCUGAGCUACCUCAGCAGCCGCACCCCGGGCUACAAAUCCGUCCUGAGGAUCAGCCUCACACACACCACGAUCCCCUUUAACCUGAUGAAGGUGCACCUGAUGGUGGCGGUAGAGGGCCGGCUCUUCCGGAAGUGGUUCGCUGCUGCGCCAGAUCUGUCUUACUACUUCAUCUGGGACAAGACAGACGUCUACAACCAGAAGGUGUUCGGGCUCUCGGAGGCCUUCGUUUCCGUGGGUUAUGAGUAUGAAUCCUGCCCAGACCUGAUCCUGUGGGAGAAGAGGACAGCCGUGCUUCAGGGCUACGAGCUCGAUGCUUCCCGGCUCGGGGGCUGGAGCCUGGACAAGCAUCACGCCCUCAACAUCCAGAGCGGCAUCCUGCACAAAGGCAACGGGGAGAACCAGUUUGUGUCCCAGCAGCCCCCCGUCAUCGGGAGCACCAUGGGCAACGGGCGCCGCAGAAGCAUCUCCUGCCCCAGCUGCAACGGUCUGGCUGACGGGAACAAGCUGCUGGCCCCCGUGGCCCUGACCUGCGGCUCCGACGGCAGCCUCUACGUCGGCGAUUUCAACUACAUCCGGAGGAUCUUCCCCUCGGGGAACGUCACCAACAUCCUGGAGCUGAGAAAUAAAGAUUUCAGACAUAGUCACAGCCCAGCGCACAAGUACUACUUGACUACUGACCCCAUGAGCGGGGCCGUCUUCCUCUCUGACACCAAUAGCCGACGGGUCUUCAAGAUCAAGUCCACAGUGGUGGUGAAGGAUCUCGUCAAGAACGCCGAGGUGGUGGCGGGGACAGGGGACCAGUGCCUGCCCUUCGAUGACACCCGCUGUGGGGACGGCGGCAAAGCCACUGAAGCCACACUCACCAAUCCCAGGGGCAUCACAGUGGACAAGUCUGGACUCAUCUACUUCGUGGAUGGCACCAUGAUCCGCCGCAUUGAUCAGAAUGGGAUCAUCUCCACCCUGCUGGGCUCCAAUGACCUCACCUCGGCGCGGCCCCUCAGCUGUGACUCAGUCAUGGACAUUUCUCAGGUUCGCCUGGAGUGGCCCACAGACCUAGCCAUCAGUCCCAUGGACAACUCCCUCUACGUCCUCGACAACAACGUGGUCCUGCAAAUCUCUGAAAACCACCAGGUGCGCAUCGUGGCUGGGAGGCCCAUGCACUGCCAGGUUCCCGGCAUCGACCACUUCUUGCUGAGCAAGGUGGCCAUCCACGCCACCCUGGAGUCAGCCACUGCAGUGGCUGUCUCUCACAAUGGGGUCCUGUACAUUGCCGAGACUGAUGAGAAGAAGAUCAACCGCAUCCGGCAGGUCACCACUAACGGGGAGAUCUCGCUGGUGGCCGGGGCUCCGAGUGGCUGUGACUGUAAGAAUGACGCCAACUGUGACUGUUUCUCUGGAGACGAUGGUUAUGCCAAGGACGCGAAGCUCAACACCCCAUCCUCCCUGGCUGUGUGUGCUGAUGGUGAGCUGUAUGUGGCAGACCUUGGGAAUAUCCGAAUCCGGUUUAUCAGGAAGAACAAGCCUUUCCUCAACACCCAGAAUAUGUAUGAGCUGUCUUCACCCAUCGACCAGGAGCUUUACCUGUUUGAUACCAAUGGCAGGCACCUCUAUACCCAAAGCCUGCCCACAGGUGAUUACCUGUACAACUUCACCUACACCGGCGAGGGUGACGUCACACUCAUCACCGACAACAACGGCAACAUGGUGAACAUCCGGCGAGACUCCACCGGCAUGCCCCUCUGGCUCGUGGUCCCAGACGGCCAGGUGUACUGGGUGACCAUGGGCACCAACAGUGCACUCAGGAGUGUGACCACACAAGGACACGAGUUGGCCAUGAUGACCUACCAUGGCAACUCAGGUCUUCUGGCAGCCAAAAGCAAUGAAAAUGGGUGGACGACGUUUUAUGAGUAUGACAGCUUCGGCCGCCUGACCAAUGUGACCUUCCCUACUGGCCAGGUGAGCAGUUUCCGAAGCGACACGGACAGCUCCGUGCAUGUCCAGGUAGAAACGUCCAGCAAGGAUGACGUCACCAUCACCACCAACCUGUCCGCCUCGGGAGCCUUCUAUGCUUUGGUGCAAGACCAGGUCCGCAACAGCUACUACAUUGGCGCCGACGGCUCCCUGAGGCUGCUGCUGGCCAACGGCAUGGAGGUGGCGCUGCAGACCGAGCCCCACCUGCUGGCCGGCACGGUCAACCCCACCGUGGGCAAGAGGAACGUCACGCUGCCCAUCGACAACGGCCUCAACCUGGUGGAGUGGCGGCAGCGCAAGGAGCAGGCGCGGGGCCAGGUCACCGUCUUCGGGCGCCGGCUGCGGGUUCACAACCGGAACCUCCUGUCCCUGGACUUUGACCGCGUGACCCGCACGGAGAAGAUCUACGACGACCACCGCAAGUUCACCCUCCGGAUCCUGUACGACCCGGCGGGCCGGCCCAGCCUCUGGUCCCCCAGCAGCCGGCUGAAUGGCGUCAAUGUCACCUACUCCCCGGGCGGCCACAUUGCAGGUAUCCAGCGGGGCAUCAUGUCGGAGAGAAUGGAGUACGACCAGGCCGGCCGCAUCACCUCCAAGAUCUUCGCCGAUGGGAAGAUAUGGAGCUACACAUACCUAGAGAAGUCCAUGGUGCUCCUCCUGCACAGCCAGCGGCAGUACAUCUUUGAGUUCGACAAGAACGACCGCCUCUCGUCCGUGACCAUGCCCAACGUGGCCCGGCAGACGCUGGAGACCAUCCGCUCCGUGGGCUACUACCGGAACAUCUACCGGCCGCCCGAGGGCAACGCCUCUGUCAUCCAGGACUACAGCGAGGACGGGCGCCUCCUGCACACCGCCUACCUGGGCACCGGCCGCAGCGUGCGCUACAGGUAUGGGAAGCUGGCCAAGCUGGCCGAGCUACUGUACGACACCACCAAGGUGAGCUUCACCUACGACGAGACGGCGGGCAUGCUCAAGACCGUCAACCUGCAGAACGAGGGCUUCACCUGCACCAUCCGCUACCGGCAGAUCGGGCCCCUCAUCGACCGGCAGAUCUUCCGCUUCACCGAGGAGGGCAUGGUCAACGCCCGCUUCGACUACAACUACGACAACAGCUUCCGGGUGACCAGCAUGCAGGCCGUCAUCAACGAGACCCCGCUGCCCAUCGACCUGUACCGCUACGACGACGUGUCGGGCAAGACGGAGCAGUUCGGCAAGUUCGGCGUCAUCUACUACGACAUCAACCAGAUCAUCACCACGGCGGUGAUGACACACACCAAGCACUUCGACGCCUACGGCCGCAUGAAGGAGGUGCAGUACGAGAUCUUCCGCUCGCUCAUGUACUGGAUGACCGUCCAGUACGACAACAUGGGGCGCGUGGUGAAGAAGGAGCUGAAGGUGGGGCCCUACGCCAACACCUCGCGCUACGCCUACGAGUACGACGCGGACGGGCAGCUGCAGACCGUCUCCAUCAACGACAAGCCCCUGUGGCGCUACAGCUACGACCUCAACGGGAACCUGCACCUGCUCAACCCCGGCAACAGCGUGCGCCUCACCCCGCUGCGCUAUGACCUGCGCGACCGCAUCACGCGGCUGGGCGACGUGCAGUACAAGGUGGACGAGGACGGCUUCCUGCGGCAGCGCGGCGGCGACGUCUUCCAGUACAGCUCGGCCGGCCUGCUGGUGCGCGCCUACAACCGCGCGGGUGGCUGGAGCGUCAGGUACCGCUACGACGGCCUGGGCCGCCGCGUGUCCAGCAAGAGCAGCCACGGCCACCACCUGCAGUUCUUCUACGCCGACCUGAGCAACCCCACCAGGGUCACCCACCUCUACAACCACUCCAGCUCCGAGAUCACGUCCCUCUACUACGACCUGCAGGGUCACCUGUUCGCCAUGGAGUUGAGCAGCAGUGACGAGUUCUACAUCGCCUGCGACAACAUCGGGACCCCGUUGGCCGUCUUCAGCGGCACGGGCCUGAUGAUCAAGCAGCUCCUGUACACGGCCUACGGGGAGAUCUACAUGGACACGAACCCCAACUUCCAGAUCGUCAUCGGCUACCACGGGGGCCUCUACGACCCGCUCACCAAGCUGGUGCACAUGGGCCGGAGGGACUACGACGUGCUGGCCGGACGCUGGACCAGCCCGGACCAUGGGCUGUGGCAGCGGCUCAGUACCACCAACAUUGUGCCCUUCAACCUCUACAUGUUCAAGAACAACAACCCCAUCAGCAACUCUCAGGACAUCAAGUGCUUCAUGACAGAUGUCAACAGCUGGCUGCUCACCUUCGGGUUCCAGCUGUACAACGUGAUUCCCGGCUACCCCAAGCCCGACACGGAUGCCAUGGAGCCAUCCUACGAGCUUAUCCACACUCAGAUGAAGACGCAGGAAUGGGACAACAGCAAGGCCACUCUCGGGGUGCAGUGCGAAGUGCAGAAGCAGCUGAAGGCCUUCGUGACCCUGGAGCGCUUCGACCAGCUCUACGGCUCCACCAUCCCCAGCUGCCAGCAGGCCCCCGAGACCAGGAUGUUCGCGUCGGGCGGCUCCGUCUUCGGCAAGGGCGUCAAGUUCGCCCUGAAGGACGGCCGGGUGGCCACGGACAUCAUCAGCGUGGCCAACGAGGACGGGCGCCGGGUGGCCGCCGUGCUGAACAACGCCCACUACCUGGAGAGCCUGCACUUCACCAUCGACGGCGUGGACACGCACUACUUCGUGAAGCCGGGGCCCUCGGAGGGCGACCUGGCCAUCCUGGGCCUCAGCGGGGGGCGGCGGACCCUGGAGAACGGGGUCAACGUCACCGUGUCCCAGAUCAACACCGUGCUCGGGGGCAGGACUAGACGCUACACGGACGUCCAGCUCCAGUACGGGGCCCUGCGCCUGAACACGCGCUACGGGACGACGCUGGACGAGGAGAAGGCGCGGGUGCUGGAGCUGGCACGGCAGCGGGCCCUGCGCCAGGCCUGGGCCCGCGAGCAGCAGAGACUGCGGGAGGGAGAGGAGGGCCUGCGGGCCUGGACCGAGGCGGAGCGGCAGCAGGCGCUGAGCACCGGGCGCGUGCAGGGCUACGACGGCUUCUUCGUCCUCUCGGUGGAGCAGUACCCGGAGCUGGCCGACAGCGCCAACAACAUCCACUUCAUGAGACAGAGCGAGAUGGGCAGGAGGUGACAGCGCGGUGCCCCGCCCGGGCUCCUUGCCAAAGACGGCUGCUCCAGCGGGCGGCCGCAGCUGUGCCGUCCUUUCAAAGGAAGGGGAGGA